This is a messenger RNA of Drosophila rhopaloa, 554 nucleotides long. RefSeq lists its product as uncharacterized. NCBI's taxonomy places the organism in Eukaryota, Metazoa, Arthropoda, Insecta, Diptera, Drosophilidae. The record is from RefSeq and is a predicted model, not a curated record. The transcript has a single exon. The coding region runs from base 85 to 372 and encodes 95 amino acids.
CUCCAAAUUCACUGAACAUUUCCCAACCUUUUGAAAUUAGUUUUUAACUGGGAAUUUUUAAAAGUCCCUGAAAUUGGCUGUGUAAUGUCGCGUUACCUGUACGCCGAUCACAUUUUGGAGGCCUUCAACGUAUUCCAUAGACCUCUGGUGCUGGACGAGGUGGCUGGAUAUGUGGCCGAAAUGGAGGCCAAGUCCGUGGACGAGGUGCGAUUGGCGGUGGAUAACACGUUGACUGCCGGCUGGAUGCACGGAUUCCUGACCAUCGAGGAUGGCAUGUUCACUCUAUUCUGCGGCUAUUGGGAUGAAGAAAAACCUGUUGAGGGCAAGAAAAGUCGACGACACUUGACCAAACCGAUGCUGAGGAGCUCCUAGUUGGACCUCCCUCGUUCCUUCGACCGUACUGAAUCACCCCUGAAGAAUCUGGAAGCCCUUUACUAAAUGAUGAUCUACCCGAAUCGCUUGGGAUGUGCAUUUUUGCGAGCAGAUUAUGUCCGCUUUCAAAGUCGUAAGGCGUCAACUUUAACUAGAAAUAUACAUCCCUAUAUAAACCAUCA